UGUUAGUAGUGAGGGUUGGUCUGGGAGCUGAGAUGCUGAAGUGCUUCAGUCCAACACUGAGCCUGUGCUGCCAGCAUCUCUCCCCCAAACCUCCAGCCUUUGCAUCUCUCUCCGUCCAUGGCUCAGAGUGGAAUCUACAGUACUUGGCAAACUUAGAGUUCCCCCCCCACAGUGCAGGAAACAAUCUGCAGACUUGCUGAAUUUUUAUGGAUCCGGCACAAGGGAUGAGACACCUACUUGUGUAAAGACUGCAGAUUUCUGGAGUUCUGCUUUCUAUUCACACUUGCAACGAGUCCCAGGAGCUUGCAAGAUGCUGCUUUCCAUUGUUUGCUAAUUGGCACCUUCUGUCCAGAUCAAUUAGGAGACUGGCAUCAUCUCAUUAAAGGGCUUGGAUCAGUAUAAUUUACCAAGCAUUCUUGAGAUGGCACCUUGCCCUUCAACUCACGGUUUCACAUAAAAUCCACCAAUGUCUAGUUAAGAAACAGCAAGUGGAUACAAAUUAUUGUGUGUUGACUUGGCAGAAGGUGGAGGAUGAGAACACAGCUGUGUUUACAAGACUAAUAUACAAUUGCAUGCAGUGAGGCAUAUUUUUCUGCAUCAAUAUAUAUAUAUAUAUAUACCCCAUGAACCCCAAGAGAAAGCCAGAAGUAUGUUCUAGAUCAGAAUUUUAGUGUAUAUCUACCUUGAAGAUACAUGUGAUAUGUGUGCAUCAGUAGUAGGCAUCCAGUCAUCCAAUCAGCUCCAGACACGGGAGGAGACAUUCUAAAGGCAGCUCCAGCAAUGACUCUCUGACAAAUACAAUACUAAAGGAUCAGAUGUGACAAAAGUCUGUCUUCAACAUGUACGGGAGCUACGCGUGGAUUUGUUCUCCUAGGCGAUGGCGGAAUGUGCCCAAAUAUACAAUCUUUAUUGCAAUUAUUUUCUUUUAUGCCACGGCUGACUCAGAAUGGAAGAAAGACAGACAAUUUAUCUGGAAAUCAGGACCUUGGGGCCGGUGUAUAGGAGACUGUGGGCCAAGUGGCCUUGAGAGUAGAUCAGUAUGGUGUGUGCAUGAAGAAGGCUGGAUCACUCACAAUACAAACUGUAAAGCAAAAGAUAAGCCUGAAAGCCAGAGGAACUGCUUCAAAAUAUGUGACUGGCACAGGGAUCUCUUUCAUUGGGAGGUAACACAAUGGCAAACAUGUGUUCUUGUGCCUUAUCCCCACCAGGAGAAAGGAAAGCAUUUGGAAUGCGUAACAGCCCAGCAUGGCUUACAGCACAGAAGGGUAGAUUGUGUCCAAAAGAUGAACAGGUCUAUUGUGCCUGGUGAAAUUUGUGAACAUUUUACUCCAAGGCCACCAAUGGAACAAGCCUGUCUUAUACCUUGCCCUCAGGACUGCAUGGUGUCUGAAUUUUCUCACUGGUCAACAUGCGUCAAUAGCUGUGUAAAACGUCUCCAACACAGAACACGAGCUGUUAUUUCUCCUCCCUUGUAUGGUGGAUCUGAAUGUCCAAAUCUUACAGAAUCAAGAACUUGUGAAUUUCAGAGUUUUUGCUCUUUUGGAAAUGAGGAGUAUACGUACAGCCUCAAAGUUGGUCCAUGGAGUAAAUGUCAAUUGCCCCAUUUCAAAGAGAUGAAUGUGAGCGGGAGGACAGUGCUGGAUUUCAGCUCUGACUCAGUGGAAAUAAACAGGUAUAAAAAGGAAGUGUACAAAGUUCAGCAGCAUAACAGUGCAUGGGAUAUAGAUAUUGGCUACCAGAAUAGGCAUGUUCGAUGUACACGGAGCGAUGGAAGGAAUGCACUUUUAAGCAUCUGCAAGCAGGACAGCAUGCCUUUACAUUUCCAGGCAUGCAUAAUUCCCAAUGACUGUGAGGUGACAGAAUGGUCUGCAUGGGGCCUUUGCUCAAAAACUUGCCGAUCCGGAGAUAUGGUACCUGGAUUCAGGAGUCGGAGCAGGAAGGUGAAGCACAUAGCCAUCGGGGGAGGAAGACCAUGUCCUGAGCUUGAGGAAAUAGAAGCAUGUAUCAUGGGAAGAGAGCACCUUCCCCUGUGCCCUGGGAUUGCUUGGAAGACCUCAGAGUGGAUGGCAUGUCAACUGUCCGCUGACCAUCAAGACUCUCAGAUAAGCUCCAAAAAGGCUGCUUGUGGAGGAGGAACCCAAACCCGCAAGGUGUUCUGUGUCCAAUAUUUUACAGAAUCUGGAACAGAAACACUCAAAGAAGUCUACAGACCUGUGGAUGAGAGGUUUUGUGUGGGACCUAUGCCCCCUGUGUCUCAGUUGUGCAAUAUUCUAUGUUCCACUGACUGCCUGCUCACUCCAUGGUCUGCAUGGGGGCCCUGUACUCAUGAAAACUGUCUGGAUCCUCAGGGAAGAAAAGGAUUUAAAUCAAGAAAAAGGAACAUUAUAGUUGAACCAAUGGGACCUGAAGGAAACUGUUCUCAUUUAGUGGAGUCAAUCCCAUGUGAUGAUCCCAUGUGCUACAACUGGGUGAUUUCUGGAGAACUGCAUUGUGUGCCAGAAAACUUAGAAUGUGGUCAUGGAAAAUACCAGCUGAACACCUCAUGUGAGAAUCAAGAUGGAAAAAUGGUCUCAGAUGAGCUCUGUGUGGAUAACCCCCCUGUCCAACUGGUCUGUAAAGUGCCUUGUAGCCAAGAUUGUGUAAUUAGUGAGUGGUCAGACUGGUCUCCGUGUUCUCAUUCCUGCUCUGCUAAGAACACAGAAGGGAAACAAAGCAGGAUCCGGUCCAUUCUUGCAAAUCCCGGGGAAGGUGGAAAACCUUGUCCUCCUAGCCAGGCAUUAUAUGAAUAUCGCUUGUGUAAUGACCAUCCCUGCUCAACAUUUUACUGGGAGGUCACCCCUUGGGGUACCUGUACUGCAGACCCAUUAAUAACAACAUUAAAUACCUCUACAGUAAGCUGGAAAGGGGACAGCGCAAAUCGAGUGGGGAUACAGUCCCGGAAAGUCUUCUGUGUCAAGAGCAAUGUUGGUUUUAUCACCAGCAACAGGUGCCCUGAGGCUACAAAACCUGAAACAAUCCGUCCUUGUCUCCUCCCAUGCAAAAAAGACUGUAUUGUCACCCUUUUUAGUGAAUGGACCCCUUGCCCAACAUCAUGCCUGCCUGGCAAUGCCACCUCUGUGAAGCAGUCCCGCUACAGAACAGUAAUCCAAGAUGCUGAGUAUGGAGGGCAGGAAUGCCCAGAUACCCUGUAUGAGGAGAGAGAGUGUGAGGAUAUUCCCAUAUGCCUCAACUACAGGUGGAAAACAAACCAAUGGAGUCCAUGUGUGCUGGUUCCGGACUCUGUGAGGCAGGGAACUGUAGGAGGCAGCGAGGCAUGUGGCACAGGUCUACAGUCCACAGAAGUAACAUGUAUCACUGACGAUGGCCGUGCCAUGGAUAUGACUUCAUGUUUGAAAUGGGCAGGGCCAGUGCCUCAUUUGGUACAAGAGUGCCACAUACCUUGCAAAGAUGACUGCACUUUCACCCCGUGGUCUAAAUUUACUCCUUGUUCUUCUGACUGUACCUUAUCACGAACGAGGAAGCGAUCACUCACAGGAAGGAGCAAGAAGCGGGACAAAUGUCAAGACGCUGAGGUUUAUCUGCUGUUUGAAUCAGAGAUGUGUCCCUGCGAAACGUUUCAGUCUCAUCCAUAUGGAAACUGGUCAGACUGCAUCAUACCGAAAGCAGAAAGAGAGCAGCCAUUAGGAAUGAGUAAGGCAGGAGCUGUCAGGCAGUGCGGCGAAGGAUUGCGCUUCAAAGCUAAUGCUUGUUAUGAUUCAGGUGGCAGGAUAGUGGACACAACUCUCUGUGACAGUUCCGGUUACAUAGAGGAGAGCUGUGUAAUUGCAUGUCCAUUUGAUUGCAAGCUAAGUGACUGGUCAGCCUGGUCUCCUUGUAGCUCCUCAUGUGGAACAGGAGUUAAAAUAAGGUCAAAAUGGUUGAAAGAAAAACCCUACAAUGGGGGCCGCCCUUGCCCCAAACUGGAUAUUAAGAAUCAGGCUCAGGUGUAUGAGGCAGUGCCAUGCUAUAAUGAGUGCAGUCAGUAUUCCUGGGUGGCAGAGCCAUGGUCUGCCUGCAAGCUCAACACUGAGGAGAGAUCUGCUGCCUGCGGGCAUGGAAUACAAAUCAGGAAAGUGAGAUGUGUUAAUGUGAGUAGUGAGGGACAAAAUGCUCCUGUAAAUGAUACCUACUGUCAUGGUUCUCAGACAGCCCCAACAAUCCAAGAAUGUUCUCUGCCUUGUCCCGGAGAGUGUGUCAUGUCAAACUGGGGACACUGGACUGAAUGCACCAAGUGUGACAUCAGCAAUAUGAGGGUGAGGAGUCGAUUCCCACUGAGGAUCCCUAUUAAUGGCCAUAAGUGCCCGGAAGUUACACAAAAAGAACCUUGUAGACUCAACAGCAACUGUUUCCACUAUCACUAUAAUAUAACAGAGUGGAGCACAUGUCAGCUAAGUGGAGAUGCGGUUUGCGGUGAAGGUCUGAAAACCCGACUGUUAGAUUGUAUCCGCAGCAAUGGGAAAUCAGUACAAACGUCCCUUUGUGAGCAGGUGAAUUUGGAGAAGCCCUCCCCCAUGAGUAUCCGCUGCCUGGUGGAAUGUGCCAUUGACUGCCAGCUCUCUGAAUGGUCAGACUGGUCUCACUGCUCACAAACAUGUGGCAUUGGCGGAAAAAUGGUUCGCUCCCGACGCAUCCUAUUACAGGCACAAGGGGAAGGAAGACCAUGUCCAAAGCAGCUCAGCCAGUACAAAUACUGCCUCAUUCACCCUUGUUACGCAUGGAACUUUGAUGAAUGGUCCAAAUGCAAGAUAGAGAGCGGUCAGUGUGGGGAAGGACUGAGGUUCCGUAAUGUUACCUGCAUGGUCCAUGAUGCAUCAGAGUCUGGUGUCAGUAAACAAGUGAAUGCUGUGCUCUGUGGUGCCUUGCCUUCAGGAGAGAAUCAAAUGGUAGCCCCCUGUUAUGUGCCAUGUCCAGGAGACUGUCACCUGACAGAGUGGUCACAAUGGAGUGCCUGCGAGCUCAUCUGCAUUGAUGGGAGGGGCUUUGAAUCAGUUGGACGUCAAUCAAGAUCGAGAACAUUCAUAAUUCAGUCAUUGGAAAACCAAGAAAGCUGUCCAGAACAGGUCAUAGAGACACGCCCAUGCAAAGGUGGGAAAUGCUACACUUGUGCUUGGAAAACCAGUGCCUGGAGGGACAACAGGAGAAGCGUUUGGUGUCAGCGGUCUGAUGGCCUCAACGUCACAGGGGGUUGUUCUAUAGCAUCACAGCCUGCAGCCGUCCGGCACUGCGACCCACCGUGCAGAAAACCAUUUUCCAUAUGUAAGCAGAACAGCCUCUGUGGCUGUGAGCAGGGAUACACAGAGAUAAUGAGAUCUAACGGCCUCCUUGACUACUGCCUGAGAGUGCCGGGCAUGGAGGGCAAGAAAGCCGAUGUCAAAUCGUAUGUGGCAAAAAACAAACCUCUGAAUUCCCAAAUCCAAGAGAUAUUUAGUGGCUGGUCUAUUGAGCCCUUUGAUCCAGAUGGAAGAGUGAGGCUCUGGGUAUACGGUGUUUCAGCUGGCAGCUUCCUAGUCAUCAUAUUGAUCAUCCUUAUUUCCUAUUUAAUUUGUAAAAAGCCAAAGGAACAGAUAAGUCUCUUCCCUCAGCAGAAGCCUUUAUCCUUCACAUACGACAGAGAUUAUGACAUGUAACUCUUUGAAAGGGAGAAAUAAAAUGCAGAUAUCGAAUGCCUUAACUGCCUCUCAUUUGUAACAGUGACUGAUCAAAAACAAUGUUAUUUUCUAUGGAUAUAAGAACAUAGGCGGAGGAGCUAAUAUACAUCAUCUAAAUUUUGCCUUUAAAAAAGUCACUGGACUUAGAUCUUUGUAUAUACUUAAUGUUUUUCUGUUUUUAAUGUUUCCCUAUGACAGAGGUGACUAUCUUACAACAAAUGUUGUCAAAGACAUUUCCCAGAGAAUUCCAUGCAGGUAUCUGCUACACAAAGACAUUAUGCAAUCGGUCAUAAAUGCAUUAUUUUUGUACUUUUUCAGCACCUAUUUCAUAGGCCCGAGCCCUACGGCGUCUGCCUGGCACGUGUCCAGAUUCUUAGCAAUGGAUUGCACUGUUCCUUUUAUUACCAUGAGACAAAGGUUUGAAAAAUGUGUCUGGAUUUCAAUUUAGUUUGAUAUUAAUAUUGGGAAUAAUCUGCUCCAAGCGACUACUUGUAAAUAGACUUUAGAUUUCCAGGUGUUACUGCAUUUUCUUUUCUUUGGAUAAUGGUUUUUGUACAUGAAAUCUACUUGUUAUAUUUAUAAUCCUAGCCCUUUUUUAUUCAGUUCCCAAAUAUUCUGCAAAUUCCAGAUUUGUACAUCAUAUGGACAGUUGUCCAUAUGAUGGCCUUCUCAGUCAUGUGUAAAAUUACACCCCCAUGAAUACCGAAUGUUUUUUUUGAACAAAGUUGGAUCUUCUACACUCUUUCCACCAGAGGUCACCUUCUCCCAGUGGUUUGAGUGCCCCAGUAACAUGCACUUGACCCUUUUUCCCACUGCUUCCCUCAGAAGUAAUGUAUGUUCAGCAUCUGGCUUCAUUUCAAGAAACACCAACAACGGCAAAUGUUAAAAGUGAACAAACCUUCAUCUUUCCAGCUUUAGUCUUCUCAUGUAAGACCCAUUUCCUUCAAGAGAUUGCUUUUGGAUGUAAGAGAUUCCAGACUUCAGUGUUGUCCAUAACUUCCAACCAAGGGGACCUUUUUAUUAUUUUUAUUGGAUCUACACUCUUUCCACCAGAUGUAACCUUUUCGCAGGGGUUUAAAUGCUCCAGGCACAUUCACCCAGAAUUCUUCCCUUAAAAGUCACUUAAAGAAUAUUUAGCAUCUGGCUUCACUUUUAGAAACACCAUUAUCACCCGACAGUCAGAAUUCCUACAUUUUUAUCAGCUAUUGUCUUCUUAUGUUGAGCCCAUCUCACUAAAAGGAGAUGUAAGUUUGUGGGGGAUUCCAUAUCACAAUGUCACGAAGAAUUUAUAAAAACAGUUACCUCCUAAAGAUUUGCUCUUCAGUUAAGUAUUCUCAGCAUGUGACUUCACUUCAAGAAACACCACUGGCGCUCAAGUUUUAAUGGCAAGAAUCCUUGAGGGUCACCAAUUCCCUUCCGAUGUUGAACUUUAGGAUAUAUGGGAUUCCAGAUCUUCCAAGCACAGCGAGCCUUGCCACAUAGGACUUACAGUCGAUGUGUGACUCCUGGGGCAAAUAUCCAGUGCCACAAUUGUAUAUGGCACAAACCACCCUUAGACUUCAGAAAGUAGCCGAUGAUGCAGUGCUCCUUAACAAAAAUGGAAUGUAGUUCAUGUUUUAUAUGGGACCAGAGAAAAACACAGUUUGUAUGAAUUAGAAACUAUUGUUAAUUUAAAUUACAUCUAUAGGGGGCCUUCCUGGGCAACUUCCCAAUGUUUUCUUUCUUAAACUGCCCUUGUUGUAAGGAGAUCCAGGGGUCUUUAAUGCUGGAGCAGCUGGAGAGCCACAAGCUGCAGAUAAGCCUUUAACAGGUUCAGAAGAAGCAAGAAAUCUGAAAAAAUGUGUUUGCCUAAACCAUAUACUUCUAACCAUAAAAUGUGUUUUUCUUUUUAAAGAACAGAGUUGUGCUCUCAUUUUUGUUUAAUGUAAUAAAGGAGAGUUAUUCU
Messenger RNA from Xenopus laevis (African clawed frog), 7632 nucleotides. RefSeq names its product thrombospondin type 1 domain containing 7B S homeolog (gene thsd7b.S). The record is from RefSeq and is a predicted model, not a curated record. The transcript is spliced from 30 exons. The coding region runs from base 840 to 5666 and encodes 1608 amino acids. Lineage: Eukaryota; Metazoa; Chordata; Amphibia; Anura; Pipidae.